This is a messenger RNA of Ilex paraguariensis (yerba mate), 370 nucleotides long. The record is from the annotation of a GenBank genome assembly. NCBI's taxonomy places the organism in Eukaryota, Viridiplantae, Streptophyta, Magnoliopsida, Aquifoliales, Aquifoliaceae.
UGGUGUUGUACAUCCCCCCAUAAGUCUGGUGUUAUGGUCUCCUCCUCUGGAAGGAAUUAUGAAAAUAAACUUUGAUGGAGGAGAUCUCAAGGGAAGCAAAUGCUCAAGCAUUGGCAUCGUUGUUCGAGCUUUGAAGGGGAAUUUUAUAAUAGGGUAUUGUCGAAAGUUAGAAGGUAUAGUAAGGGUUGAGCAUGUGGAGGCUGCAACUGCAGUUAGGCUCACAACGGGAGCAAGGUAUACAAAGAUCAUUCUUGAGGGAGAUUAUAGAGUGAUCACCAAUGGGCCUUUGGUCUAUUGGUACUCCUUGUCUUAUGAAGGCUUCGCCUUCUUGAGUUCAAGUCCCUUUCUCCCUCCCACAAAAAAAGAGUGA